CUGCGCUUGCGCUUCCAUCUGUGGUCCAGGAUGGGCUGGCUCCGGGUCCGGGUCUCCAGGCUGGCAAUGUAGGUGGCGGCGGGCCAUGUUAGGUUGGAUCAAAGCCCGCAGAGUCGGGGUGCCGAGCAGGAGUGGCUGACAGUGAGCAGCGGUGCAGGCUGCAAGACUCGAUUUGGUUGAGUGGCGAGUCUGCAGGUGCAGGUGUGCAUCAUCCUGGACGUGCCGUACAGCCCCGUGGUGUGAUGAGUCAUGCGGGGCCAGCGGAGCCUGCUGCUGGGCCCUGCCCGCCUCUGCCUACGCCUACUUCUGCUCCUGGGCUACCGGCGCCGCUGUCCCCCUCUGCUUCGGGGCCUGGUGCAGCGUUGGCGCUACGGCAAGGUCUGCCUACGCUCCCUGCUCUACAACUCCUUUGGGGGCAGUGACACUGCUGUCGAUGCUGCCUUUGAGCCCAUCUACUGGCUGGUGGACAACGUGAUCCGCUGGUGUGGGGUGGUGUUUGUGGUGCUGGUGAUUGUGCUGACCAGCUCCAUCGUGGCCAUUGCCUACUUGUGUGUCCUGCCCCUCAUCCUCCAAACGUAUUCAGUGCCACGGCUCUGCUGGCACUUCUUCUACAGUCACUGGAAUCUGAUCCUCAUUGUCUUCCAUUACUACCAGGCCAUCACCACUCCACCAGGCUACCCACCGCAGGGCAGGAAUGAUAUUGCAACAGUUUCUAUCUGCAAGAAGUGCAUUUACCCCAAACCAGCCAGGACACACCACUGCAGUAUCUGCAAUAGGUGUGUGCUGAAGAUGGAUCAUCACUGCCCCUGGCUAAACAACUGUGUGGGCCACUAUAACCAUCGGUACUUCUUCUCUUUCUGCUUUUUCAUGACUUUGGGCUGUGUCUACUGCAGCUAUGGCAGUUGGGACCUUUUCCGGGAUGCUUAUGCUGCCAUUGAGAAAAUGAAACAGCUCGACAAGAACAAACUACAAGCUGUUACCAACCAGACUUAUCACCAGACUCCUCCACCCACCUUCUCCUUCAGAGAAAGGGUGACUCACAAGAGUCUUGUCUACCUCUGGUUCCUGUGCAGUUCAGUAGCACUUGCUUUGGGUGCCCUGACUGUGUGGCAUGCUGUUCUCAUCAGUCGAGGUGAGACUAGUAUUGAAAGGCACAUCAACAGGAAGGAGAGACGUCGGCUGCAGGCCAAAGGCAGAGUUUUUAAGAAUCAUUACAACUAUGGCUGCUUGGACAACUGGAAGGUUUUCCUGGGUGUAGACACAGGAAGGCAUUGGCUUACCCGGGUGCUUUUACCUUCCAGUCACCUGCCCCACGGGAAUGGAAUGAGCUGGGAUCCUCCUCCGUGGGUGACUGCUCACUCGGCCUCUGUGAUGGCAGUGUGAGCUGGACUGUGUCAGCCGUAACUUGAGCAUCACUUGGCUUCCUGCAUUGUCUCAAGGACCUCCCAGGGUAGCUUCUUGAGCAAAGUGCCAGUGGGCUUGCCUUAGGGUACCAUGCAGGGAGACUCAGGAUGAGUCUCUUGGACACAAAAGGAGUAAGGCACAAUGUGAAAAAAUUUUAGAACUGGCAUCCCAUUUACUCAGGCAAACAGAAGUUCCAGCCCAGGCUGGAGACUAGGCAGCUAGCAAUCUUGCCGGGUGCUGACCCCAACCUCCUCCAGGUUGCAGCACUGGGGUUGGCUACCUCUUCUACUUGCUGUCUGAGAAGACACUUGAAUGGUACAGCGGAGAUCCUGACUGCGCAAUGGGGCAAAGAUACCAGGCCUAUUGCUGAGGUCACUGCCACUUCUCAUGUGCUGCUGAAGGGAAGCAAGAAUAAAGGUAUUUGAUUUUUAAGAAA
Erinaceus europaeus (western European hedgehog) is the source of this 1840-nucleotide messenger RNA. It is a transcript of the gene ZDHHC16, whose product is annotated as zinc finger DHHC-type palmitoyltransferase 16. Gene Ontology annotation, molecular function: palmitoyltransferase activity. The transcript is spliced from 12 exons. Gene Ontology annotation, biological process: protein palmitoylation. Gene Ontology annotation, cellular component: Golgi apparatus. The record is from RefSeq and is a predicted model, not a curated record. NCBI's taxonomy places the organism in Eukaryota, Metazoa, Chordata, Mammalia, Eulipotyphla, Erinaceidae. The coding region runs from base 250 to 1383 and encodes 377 amino acids.